Protopolystoma xenopodis is the source of this 1224-nucleotide messenger RNA. The record is from the annotation of a GenBank genome assembly. Lineage: Eukaryota; Metazoa; Platyhelminthes; Monogenea; Polystomatidea; Polystomatidae.
AUGCAUAGGACAAGGUACUCUAUGACCGGCACGACUACUCUGCAAAGUUUUAAUAUUUAUUCAAAAUCUUCAGAAAAGACAUUUUCGCUGAUCAAUGGCAGCAAGCGCACCAUCAAAUCUGAUUCAAACUCGUUUGAGUGUCUAAAACGUUUCAAACAAAGCACCAAAAUCGAUGCUUCUCCGGCCAAACAGGCUCGUCUCUCUUCUGCCACCGACGUUUGCCGCGGUGAUGGAUGCGAUUACGAUGCAGAUGCCUGUGAAUCUGACGGGAAGUUAUGCACCCCUAUUAAUGGUGGGACCUUGUUGGCGGUGCUCAACGAUUGUUCUGUUGGCCAGAAAGAACAAAAGCAUGAUUCUUAUACUUGCGGCUCUGCUUCAAAGGAUUUUGGUAGCACAGAGAAUUUAAUUGAGAUUGCGGAAAAGCAUAAUUCGCAUAGUUGCCCUGAUCGUCCUACUCAGCAGACUUCGACUGUCAAAAACCUUGAAGAAUUUUCAGAUCAAGAGGAAGAGGAUGAAGAUGAAGAAGACGAUGAAGAGGAGGCCGAGACUGAGGAACGAGAUAAGGUAGACAGUGAAGAAAGUAUAGGCGUCGUGGUAAAACCGCGUGGCCGACCUCCACUAAAUGGGCUUCAGGUUAAAAGGGCUCAUUCUCCGAGUAGUGCAUCUAGACGUAUGAUCCGUAGACGCCGACAUAACUGGGGUCCGUUGGGCACUAAAGCCAAGCGACGCAAGCAACCUUUACUGCAGCAACCUCUGUCGAGCUCUUCUCAGCUUGAUGACUAUAACUGUUCUAUCCAAGACAAAUCAGCAAGCAAUGACAACAAUUCAACUCAAAUUGUGUCUGCUCACUCUGUCCUCGCCUCAUCUUGGGUUCCUGCUGAGCCCAAUAACUCAGGAAAACGGGUUGACUGUGGUGAGCGUCGGACAUCAGGACUGUCGCCGAUUAGAGAGAUCACUGGUGAACCCGAUCUUGUGCAAGAGAGAGAGGAUGAGCACUAUGAUGAGUCGGAAUUAGACGAAUAUAUGGCAUACUUGGACGAGCUAAGCUCUGAUGAUCAGCCAAGUGAGGAACCACUAGGCGCCUGUCAGUCUGAUGCAUUGGUGGUAGCUGAUAGACAAUUCCGCAGGACUUUUGAAACACCAGUUCGUUAUGCCUGCGAGUGGGAUAAUUGCUCUGAUCUCUUCGACUCACCCAAAUCGGUAUGUAACAAAAUUACCCAUUAA